Molecule: messenger RNA, 669 nt
Organism: Piliocolobus tephrosceles (Ugandan red Colobus)
Lineage: Eukaryota; Metazoa; Chordata; Mammalia; Primates; Cercopithecidae
Product: putative inactive beta-glucuronidase protein GUSBP11
Biological process (GO): carbohydrate metabolic process
Molecular function (GO): carbohydrate binding; signaling receptor binding; beta-glucuronidase activity
Source: RefSeq, a predicted model, not a curated record
UGUCCUGGGCGGCUCUCCGGCGGCUGUUGUGUGGGUGCCCGCAGGCGCUGCUGGGCGGGAUGCUGUCCACCCGGGAGAGCGCUCGCGGGAGCGCAAGGAACUGGACGGCCUCUGAAACUUCCAAGCCGACUUCUCCGACAACGGACGCCUGGGCUUCCAGGAGCAGAGUCGGGUCCCACCUUGGAUAUACCGGUUCCCUCCAUCUUCAACGACAUCAACCAGGACUGGCGGCUGUGGCAUUUUGUCAGCUGGGUGUGGUAUGAAUGGGAGGUGACCCUGCUGGUGCGAUGGAUCCAGGACCUGCGCACAAGAGUGUUGCUGAGGAUUGGCAGUGCCCACUUCUAUGCCACUGUGUGGGUGAAUGGUGUCCACGUGCUAGAGCAUGAAAGGGGCUACCUCCACUUCGAGGUUGACAUCAGCAGCCUGUUCCAAGUGGGGCCCCUGCCCUCCCGCCUCUGCGUCACUGUCGCCAUCAAGAGCACACUCACACCCACCCUGCCACCAGGGACCAUGUGCAUGACCGACACGUCCAAGUAUCCCAAGGGUUACUUUGUCCAGAACACAGAUUUUGACUUCUUCAACUAUGCAGGACUGCAGCGGUCUGUGCUUCUGUACACAACACCAACUACCUGCAUCGAUGACAUCAACAUCACCACUGGCGUGGAGUGA